This is a messenger RNA of Thrips palmi, 1676 nucleotides long. RefSeq lists its product as uncharacterized. The record is from RefSeq and is a predicted model, not a curated record. The transcript has 6 exons. Bases 193 to 1506 code for a protein of 437 amino acids. Lineage: Eukaryota; Metazoa; Arthropoda; Insecta; Thysanoptera; Thripidae.
CUUAUCGGAGCGACGCGCUGCGACGCGGUGCUGGUGCACUGGCAGGACGUGGCGCGGCGUCGAGAGGACUCGGAGAAGACGCCCCUCCGAGGAACGCGGCACGCGGCUACGCCUUCGCUACGCCUUGGCUACCGCGGCGGCGAGCGAGACAGCGGCACAGCGGCCACAGCGGCACGCGACAAGCCCGUUCCCAUGGAAUCGGACUUCAAGGCCCAGCUGACGGACAAGGUGCUUCCAGGACUGCUGGCCGACGGCGCCCUGGGCAAGGAUGUCACCCUGGUCUCCCAGGAGAUCGCGCCCGUCGGGGGCUACGGCGUGGACCACUGGAUGUCCUCCACGUUCAAGGUGGCCGUCGAGGUCCGGGACGCCGAGACCAACACCACCAGGACAACGCGGAUGGUCGCCAAGUUCCAGGUCGACGACCCCGUGUGGGCGGACUGCGCCACGACCAGUCGCAACGAGGACGUCAUGUACAACCAGGUGCUGCCCUUCUUCGAGGAGCUGUGGCAGGGCCAGGACGGCCAGCCUCUUAACCUCUUCCCCAAGUGCUACCUGGCCGAGCAGAGCCCGAGUCCGCUGGUGGUGAUGGAGGACCUGACGGCGCAGGGCUUCAAGCUCUCGCCGUCGCUGAGCUCCCUGGACGGCGCCCACGUGUUCCUGGCGCUGCAGCACCUCGGCAAGCUGCACGCGCUGUCGUACUGCGCCAAGGUGCGCAGGAAGAGCGACUUCCUGUCGCUGGCGCGGGAGCUGCGCGAGGCCGAGUACAUCGACAAGAACCGCGCCUACCACUCUGGGUACCUCAGCCGGUCGCUGGCGCGCGGCCUCAAGCGGCUGGCGGCGCGCGGCGGCAGCGCCAUCGACGCCGCCACCGUGGAGCACCUGCGGCGCCGCUUCCGCUCCGAGCGCGACGCCAGCAACGCCUUCGACCUCAUGGCGGACGCCAGGACGCCCGAGGAGCCCCUGGCCGUCGUGACGCACGGCGACUUCUGCAGGAACAACAUCAUGUUCAAGUACGACCCCGUCACCGGCAAGCCCGUCGACGUGCGCUUCUUCGACCUGCAGAAGGCCAAGUACUGCUCGCCGGCGGUGGACUUGUCCUUCUUCCUGUUCAUCAACACGACGCCGUCGCAGCGCGCCGCCCACUGGGACGACUUCUUCGUGGCCUACUACGACGGCCUGACCACCGCCAUGCGGCGUCUGCUGUCCAGCGGGCCCGGCAUGUCCCCGACCAUGGAGAUGCCCAGCUUGGCGUCGCUGCGCGCGGACUUCGCGCGCCACGCGCUCUACGGCUACGUCAUCUGCGCCUUCUUCCUGCCCGUGGUGCAGGCGCCGCCAGGCGACGCCCCCGCGGCCGAGGACUGCGCCUUCGUGGCGGACAUCGCCGACAAGUUUGAGGCCGGCGCCGUGACGGGGGACAUGUUCACCAAGAUCGGCGGGGAGGCCGCCGACGACACGGUGGCCGACCUGCUCAUCGAGUUCGUGGAGCGGGGCCUCGUUGGCCUCUGACCGCGCCGUCGGCUGCCGUCAGCUGCCGUCAGCACACUGUAGGGCUGCGUGGUGCACUCGGUGUCGUUUGUUUGUUUAUAUGAUGUGUGGAUCCAAGGUCGUUUCAUCGUGGGCCUCGACGUCCUGUAUAUACUGUUUUCAUCAAACUAAAUAAAUUUCUAAUUUUUCAA